Micropterus salmoides (largemouth bass) is the source of this 1036-nucleotide messenger RNA. Its product is annotated as ladderlectin-like. Gene Ontology annotation, molecular function: signaling receptor activity. Lineage: Eukaryota; Metazoa; Chordata; Actinopteri; Centrarchiformes; Centrarchidae. The transcript is spliced from 10 exons. The coding region runs from base 224 to 826 and encodes 200 amino acids. The record is from RefSeq and is a predicted model, not a curated record.
GUCAUUGAUUAUUGUCACCCAGUGUUACAGUGUGUUUCCUUGUGUUGCAUUGUUUCAGUGUGUUGUCUUGUUGCCAGCCUACUCGCCGUGUCUCCCUGUUUCCCUGCUUAUUUUGGAUUUGGGAUUCUGGAUUUCUCGUUUGGAUUACUUUGUUUGGACUCUGUUCGAUCAGCCACUCUUCCUGGUUGACUCAUAGACAGCGUUCUGCGAUCCACACAGCCUCAUGAACGUGACUCUGUGGGUUCAGAACAAUCAGUGGAUCCUCACCAUGAAGACUGUCCUGGUCGGUUGCAUUUUCCUCUGUGCUGCAUUUGCAGCUCCCGCUGAAGACAAAGAAAAAAAUCCAGAGAUGGUCGAGAAGAUGCCAAAAGAAGAGGAAGCAUUUGUGCCUGUUUCCAGAACUGCACAUACAUUUGAUGAGGGAGCAGCACCUGAGUCUCGUUUUAACUUCUGUCCAGACGGCUGGUUCAGCCAUGGCUCUCGGUGCUUCAUGUUCAUCAAUACACCCAUGUCCUGGUACAGUGCUGAGGAGCACUGCAACAGCCUGGGUGCCCACCUGGCCUCGGUCACCAACCCCAGAGAGCAUAGCUUCCUUCAGCAAAUCACACAGACAGCCGGUCAGAGCAUCGCAUGGCUGGGAGGCUUCAACCUACAGGGACGGUGGAUGUGGAUUGACCGUGAGGGUUUCUAUUACACCAACUGGUACUCCCCCUCCUCCUCCAGCAGCUACCCCUGCAUCUACUUACGCACCACCAAUGGUUGGGGUAACACCCAGUGUGGCUCAGCUUAUCGCUUCAUCUGUUCCAAGAACCCGUUCAGCUGUUAAAAUACAUACUGAACAUCUGGAACCUUGGGAUGUAUCAGCUGGGAUACUGUUUCUUUUUAAAGCCAAUUCAUGAAUAGUUGUGUGUCUUACAAUUUCCUCUUGUGUAUUCUUGAAAGAGUUAAGUAACUUUUAUGUAAAAGCAUUUCUGUUUGUAAUUGUUGAGAAAGGUUCUUUUUAAUAAUAAAGACUUGGAUACAAAGAAGACUGGAA